AUUUAUCACAAUAAAACAUGCUGUUAUGGCCAUAUAGACUACAUAUCACAACAUGGAUCAUAAAAAUAACGGAGUCGUCCUUUACUAUGCCGACGAUGGCGAGAGUAUAUGUGAUCUCAUUGCAUCUUUCUCCAAAAGUUUCAACUGCACAGUCAUGAAACACAAUAUAAGUUUAAGACGAUCUCCAAGACACAACUUAAUUUUUGUUCUUAUUUUAACUCCUGAAAUGUUAGAAGAACUAGAAAAUCGUGCAAGACUUUGUCUACAAGAAGUGACGCGUGGUUUCCAAUACAAAAUCUUGCUUCACCAUGAAGCUCCUGAGUUACAAAACAAAAGCACGCAACGAAUACUGGAGUACCAGUGCCCUGGAAUUUUGCAGUGGAAAUGUUUUACAACUGAUGAAACUGAUGACAAGUUUUCACAAAAGUGUUUUGAGAUCUUUAAUAUGACAAAUAUGAACACCCCUCAACUUCCAUCACUAGUGAAUUUCAAGUUGACACCCAAAAGAAUUUGGACGGCAAAGGAUGAAAUAGUCAUCACAUUAAAGAAACCAGAAAACGAGCACCAUUUAAACGUAAAUCUCCGUCACCAACAUGGUGGAUGCAGAACAGUGUCUGUCAUCAAACUAAACGACAGAUCUUUUAAGUUUUGCCCUGAAGGAAUGUUGGACGGAGAAGUCACAGUUGAGGUUUUGGUAAAAAAUAAAUCAUUAGGGAAGACAUCGUUUAUUAUUAGAUCAAAAAUGCAAUUGCUCUCAGAAAUAUUGGAUGACGUCAUUAGCCCCGUUGACUUUCUGUGUUCUACGAUGAAAACGGAUGAUCUAGAAGCUUUAGAUUUAAUUCUAACUGAAAAGUUUACAAACUGGAAAACCCUGUUUCCACUAGCAGCAGUGGAAAACGAGCAAGAAGAUGAUUCGUCUAUUUUUGCUGAUAGAGCACUUAGUUUGUAUCCCACACUUCUUCAUUUCGCUGCCAAAUACGGAUUAAGUGAUUUCUGUAAAACGUUGAUGAAAUAUCCGGGUUACAAAUCAGCAAGAGAGAUGAUAAACAAAGACAAUCAAACUCCGAGCGAAAUAGCAUCAAAGGCAGGCCACACUGUGUUGGCAGAAGGUAUUAAGAAUACAAAAAGUGCAUCUCAUUAUGAAGAAUUACCGAUUGAAGACGAACCUGAGCCAGAGUUUUCUGCGUACCUUACAUGUAGUUUCAACGUAGAAGACCACAGAACUGAACGGAAUGAUUUUCCUGAAAGAAGGUAUAUUAAAUCUAUCAGACGUCGUUCUGCGCCACCCAAGUGUCUCAACCGAGACAGUGGAAUACACGGAAGUAAUGACAGUGACUCCACGGACAGCUCAGGAAAAAAUCAUGCAAGUUUCUUUCUGGAUGUUUUAAAGACACUGAAGAAAAAUUUAAGAAGGAAAAGCAGAGGAAAAUACAAAAUUGCAUGAAGUAUAUAACACUGUACCGAAAAAUUUUGCCUGUGCCAAGUCAGGAAGACGAUUGAGUCUCCGAGAGAGAGAAAGACUGUCCCUUCCAGGAAAUACAAGAGGGGACUUGAUCUGAGCAGCGCUUCGAUUCUCACUGACUAUUAAAAGCUAUUAUGUUUUCUGAUGAUUGGCUUGAACUGCUUGCAGAGUGUGUUGCUUUAUGUAGUUUCAUAUAAAGAAGGACAAAAUCAAAGACUCUAUAAAUAGUGUGUCAAUAUAAUAGUGAUAUUUUUUAACAAAACUGACAAUUAUAGAAAACCCUGCGUGUUUAAAUGGACUCAACGGAAUUCAACGAUGUGUGAGAAUCAUGUUUUGAUUCAAAUAAUGACCGGAGAAUAGUGGUGUAGUACUAGUGUUUUAAAAUACAAUGUGGCAUCUACUGGUACAAGUCAUUGAGGAAACGGCAUGACAACGUAUCGAUACAAGAAC
This is a messenger RNA of Magallana angulata, 1912 nucleotides long. RefSeq lists its product as uncharacterized. The transcript has 11 exons. Lineage: Eukaryota; Metazoa; Mollusca; Bivalvia; Ostreida; Ostreidae. The coding region runs from base 53 to 1444 and encodes 463 amino acids. Gene Ontology annotation, molecular function: signaling receptor binding. The record is from RefSeq and is a predicted model, not a curated record.